Molecule: messenger RNA, 4901 nt
Organism: Photinus pyralis (common eastern firefly)
Lineage: Eukaryota; Metazoa; Arthropoda; Insecta; Coleoptera; Lampyridae
Product: breast cancer anti-estrogen resistance protein 3
Exons: 4
Coding region: 82-2304 (740 amino acids)
Biological process (GO): small GTPase-mediated signal transduction; positive regulation of peptidyl-serine phosphorylation
Molecular function (GO): phosphotyrosine residue binding; guanyl-nucleotide exchange factor activity
Source: RefSeq, a predicted model, not a curated record
AUAAUUGCUUAUUCUUCCAGAUCCGACCUAAGAACUGUAUCGGAAGCGAUUCAGAGCAAGAGUUUAAAUAAUUUAAUUAUUAUGGACUCCUGCAUGGAUCCCAUAACAGAUGCCACCGCUUUAAAGAAGGCCUUGGAAUGGGAGUUAUCGUUGGACGUAAGAGAUUUGCGCUCUCACGCUUGGUAUCACGGAGCAAUACCCAGAUCACGGGCCGAAGAUAUAGUUCGCGAAGAGGGUGGAUUUCUGGUACGUGAUUGCACUUCUCAGCCAGGAAAUUUCGUACUGACGUGCAGAACCAAACAGAUUCCUUUACACUUUGUCAUCAAUAAAAUUAUACUCCAACCCGACACGGUUUACGAACGGGUACAGUAUCAAUUUGAAGACGACGCAUUCGAUACAGUGCCGGAUUUGAUUACCUUUUAUGUUGGAUCGGGAAAAUCGAUAACGGCGACGUCCGGUGCAAAAAUUCAAUUUCCCAAAAAUCGAAUGUACCCGCUUUCAUUUUACGCAACUAAAUACACCAGUCCUUUAAAUCAAAGCCGAGUGGUGUCUCCUGCCACAACGCCCGUUGCCAACAUGCAGAUGCGAUGUAGUCCUAUAAAUCCUGGAACAUACAAGCCUUCGCCGUCGCCUACGAGAAUAUCAAGAGACCCACCUCCACGACUACCCUCAAAGAAACAAAGAUCCCAAUCAUUAACACCUUCAGAAGUGAAUCGGGUGGCGCAAGAAAAGUGUAACAGUGCAGAUGGUGUAAUACAGUUCCCCAUAAUGACCCGAUCCGUGGGUGCAGAUACCAUAAACUCUGAUGCUAAAUUUUCUACGCAUUCCCUUCCUAGAAGUCCUUGUACAAAGUUAUCCUUGUCUCCAAGCACAAUCGUGCUGGGGCGAAAUAGUAAGAAUAUCGCAAGGGUCACAAGUGAUCCCUCACUGUCGCCUUGCGCAGAAAGGCGGAUAAUCACUUCUGAAGAUGAGUGUGCGCCCGAAUCCCCACCACCUAAACCUUCCAGAAUACCUUCAAUUAUGCGAACAGAAUCCAAAGACUCCGACAUAAUUGACGGGAAACAGAACAUAGACGUUGUUUUCUUACCUCACGGAAGCUUACAACGAGUAACGUCGUAUCACGCUUCGGGAUCCGACUCGGGAAACGGAUCCGGAGAUUCAGCUUUAAGUUCCGCAGCCGGAGAUCCAAUUGAGUGCAAUCACCGAAACUCGGGAGUCAUCAUAAAGAAUCCUAGAUAUAAUAUUACCAAUUCAGAAUCAACUACAACGCUAAAAAACUUCGACUUCGAUUGCAAGGAGGCGGAAGAAAAACUGUUACAAAUGGCCCAACCCGAAUUAAAUUUGUCUAGCAGAUUCGAUUUGGAAAAUUUUCAAACCAUUCUAUUGCCCGUUCACGAAAACAAGCCGUUGGAUAACCAAGCACUUAAAGGGAUCAAACUUAUUUUAAAGGAAUGUGGGUCAAAAAUCUUAGCCAAUCAUUUAACAAAGAUGGAUUUAGAUCUUGUCUUCGGUUUGCCAGAUAAUCCAUAUAAGAAGUUGGGAUCAGGUAUAGAAUUAUGCUCCUUACCGCACGGACAUCAAUUACGGAUGGACUUAAUUGAAAGAACCGAAUGCCUUAAAUUAAUGGUGGCCGUAACGAUCAUAACAUGCGCUGACGAACUCGAACGCACCGAGACCCUAAACAAAUGGAUAGAAGUGGCCAUCGACACAAAAACUGCCUUAGGAAAUUUAUAUGGAUUUUGCGGCAUUAUGCUGGGUCUUUGCUUGCCACAGGUUCAAAAAUUGGAUAGCACGUGGCACAUGCUGAGGCAAAAAUAUACAGACGCCGCAUUUAAUUUUGAAGCGAAACUCCGCCCAACUUUAAAAAAUAUGAACAAUUGCUCAAAUCCGCAAGCACCAAAUACAACGAUUCCACAUUUGCUUCCAUUCAUUCUUUUAUUGGAGAAAGAUUUUGAUGAUUUUUUAAUACCAAACGAACAAAUCGCGACUUCUUUGUAUCUAAAUAUUUGUGAAUCAAACACGCAAGAUUUUGGUUUAAGUACUUUGCUCGCACAUUUAGAAUGCGCAAGAAAGUUCCUUGAUUCGCUUCCUACGUUUCAAAGAAAUGCUGAGAUUGUGCUAGCUGAAGCUCGUAUGGAAGAUCUCACCUUAGAUAUGUUUAAAACAGAAUUUCAAAUGAAAUUUCUAUGGGGUAGUAGAGGUGCUUUUGCGCCUGCCGUGGAUCGCUUUGCUAAAUUCGAACAAGUUUUGGAUGUUAUGGUCGAAAAAUAUUAUAAUAAUCCGCUAGAACAUUUGGAAGUGUAAAUUUUUUACUUUGAUUAAAUGACUAGCACCCAUGAAUAUUUUUUCAAUUUUAUGAUAAAUGAAGGAGGAAAAAUAUUCAUAGGACUUACUAAUGUGAUUAUAUAUAAAUAAUAUGCAAAUCGGACCUAAUCAAGUUUAUCUUGCUAAAAUAUUUAGUUUACAUAUCACACAUAUGUGAUGAAAUAUGUUCCCAAUGUACAUAUAAAUGUGCGAUUUUUAAAUUGUUUUAUUUGAUCACAUGGUGCACAUGAUUUGAUUGAUGUCGAAACACCUAGUGCUGAAUUUUAAUUCACCGAACGUACUUUACAAACAACUACAUUCUUCAUACAGUACAUACCUACCUAAUUUUACGCAUGUCAAGUUGAAAUUUUGGAUUUUGAAUCAAUUUAUAGCAUGUCGUCUGUGAUAUAUAAGUAUAAAACGUUUUCAGUUUAUUGGCCUUUUACCUACCUAUUACGAUACUGAACCAACUUGCUCAGCUAGACAUAUAAACAAUAUUCAUAAUGGUUCCAUGAUGAGCUCCAACAUCAUUUUGUAUUUGUCUGGAAUCUAGUAUCAUUGAAUUUAUAACUAUUAUAAAUUCAAUGCUAGUAUGAUCACCCAAAACCAACAUCAAUACAAUAGAAAACACAGAACAACUAAUAAGACACACUGGUCAGUUUUACUACAUAACAAAUACAAACACAUUUUUAUUUACAACCAAAUUCAAUGCAAACUUCAUACAAUUAUGCAACUAUGAAUUAGUAAAAAACACAUGCCUUUAUCAACGUCGCCCGAAUUUCAUUUUAAAUUCAAAUUCGGUACGCUCCAAAUAAAAUAUACAAAGUUUAGAAUAAUAACAAAAAAAAACGCGUCAACAGUGCAUUUCGAUAGGAAAACCGCAAUUGACAAAUUAAUGCAAAACAUGUUCUUUUCUCUGCGGUUUUUUUUGUGUUUGUUGCACUUUCUUUUACUUUGUCAUUGGUAAUGCUUAAACUUAGGGACUAAAAACAUAUGUAUGAUUGUGAUUAACAUGUGACAAAACCAUCAUGGACCUACAGGUGAAUGGACUCCGAGAUUCAUAUUAUUUUGAAAUGAUAAGUUUGUUUUGUUAUUGCUUAUACAAUUUCUGUGUCUUCUGUAGUGGCAUAGUAAGUACCAAACAAUUUGAUAACCAUUUAUAAAGUUGGUUCAAAAUCUAAAUUUGAAAUCAUUGGCACUGUAUCUCUGUACUGUACCUACACUAUAUAAUGAUCUGUUUCUUUAGAUUACACCUUGAAAAUAGCAGAAAUCGUGUACACACUAUUGCUUAACAAACAAAUUAAACCCUCAUUGAGUAUCAAUAACCGAGAUGUUUGUAUUUUAUUUAGUAGGUACACAAACAUUGGGCCAGAAGAAAGUUCCACAGGCGCAGCUCUGUAUUAUUAUUAUUAUUAUCAACUCUACUGGUAAUAUCUAACUAGGUCAUUUAAAUUUCAAUUUUUGAAACUUCCAGAUCAAGACUUAUGAAUUACGGUGCGUCUGUGAACUUUGAUGAAUUUGGUUUGGGUUUUGGGCGAAUUAUAUUCUGAGUGCCAGCUAUUAUUAGGAACUUGCUUUAUAAAGAUAGAAUGGGCGCUCUGUCAAACUUUUAAUCUAGUCCAAAGCUUCUAGGUUGCAGGUACAAGUGAAUCAGUUCAGGUUGUAGAUAACAAAUUAUUUCCUUUCAAUAAAUAAAUUAAAAAAGGGUCAUUAAAUUAAUGUAUUUAUUUUUUUCAAAAAAAUUUAUUAAUUUAAAUGUUGACCACAUUACUAAUAGGUACUAGUAGUUGACGCAAAUAUUCUGAUAAAUAAAAAUAAGCUUUUUCAAUUUUAAUUUCCCAAAUGAAUUGUUUAUAGACGGUACUUAUUAAUGUUGUAAUGGGAUGUUUCUAAGGUAAAUACGCAUAAGUCUCGCUUCUAAUGAAGUUAAAGUAAAAUAAGGGGUAGAAAAUAAUACCAACAUAAGACUGUCUUCCAAACUUAGAAUGAAUUAUUGUCUAUUGAAAAACCGUGCUUCAGUGUGGCACAGAUCAUAAUCAGCACCAAAACCUGUUUUUACAAUUUGCUGUGGAUAAGGGACUUGUAAUAUUACAUGCAAUUUGAAAUGUUUUACGCAUACUUAGUUACAAGAAUGUAAAAACAUAUCGUAUUAAUGUUGCAAAAGUUAGUGGCUGUGUGUAACUAUGGUAAAAAAUGUAUAAACACUUCAACAUGCUGCAUUUUUUCACCUACUUUAUGUAAUGAUUGAUUUAGUUAUUUGAUUUCUUUUAAGCGUACUGUGACAAUACAAGUUAAAAGACUGCCAAAUAAUCGUACAUUUUUUGUUGUGCAAUAAGUUUACAUUAAGGUUGCAUUUUAUCUAGGUGUAUAUUUUUGCUUGUAUAAUUUUUUGGAAGAUGUGUAAAGUAAAUAUCUCAAGGAUAGAUUAAAAGAAAACAAGUAUACAAUGGAUAGGUAUUUAGAUAUAACGGGUCUACUUAUUGUAUUAUAUUUAGCAAAUAGAUUAUAUUAAAAAUUAGCUCUAUUGUAUAUCUAUGUAGUUCAUAUUGUGACGAACAUGAUUCCUAUGUAUUGAAAUAAAAAACAGACGAAUUUAA